UAUCCACACCAAAAUUCAAUCAAAAAAAAAAAACACACACACAUUUAUUACCAAUUAUGAAUCAAGUUAAGGACUAUAUAAUAGAUUGGACACUUGCCAUAGUGCUAUCUUUAUGCUUUUGUUUGGUAUUGAACUAUAUGGGUGUCAUGCGUUCAAAUAAUUUAUUGUGGAAUAGGCAGUCACAACUGAAUGAUGACUAUUAUGGUACUGGAAUUGAUAGCCCCUCGACGGAGGAAUCGGAAUCAAUGGAUGCCACCUGCUAUGCCAGUAGUCCAUAUGAUGUCUACUUCAAUUUCAUGUUGAUAUUCGUCUGCAUUUUCGCAUUAUCGAAAAUAACUGAAAUAUCCGAGAGAUAUUUAAGUGAUCGCAUGUUAUCGAAACAACGCCGUCAUGAUGUGCGAGCCAUCAAUGAGGAAUGGGAACAGACCAUGCAAUUGUAUGAGAAAGACAAGAACCAAAUGAAUAGCGAGCUGGAAGAGUUACGUGGCAAGAAUAAAGAUCUGGAGCACAUGAUGCACGAGCUACGCGAUUGCAAUAUCCAGUUGAUCAGUCAGAAUUUCAUGCGAAACGUUAUGCAGGAACAGCAGCAAAAGCAACAAGCAGCAGCGAAUAAUAUCUUUAUAACCAAUCGUCAUAUUCAUCUAACUAGGCAGGUUUUUGUCAAUGAGGGACACAUCGAUGUCAGUCUGCAGGAUCAACAGCAGCAACAGGAUCUGCUACGUCCUGCUGGCGGUCAAGAGAAUUCGGACAAGAAUCUAAAUGUCUGGGUACAAUACCUUAAGAUGCGUAAAUGUUAUAUGGGUCCCAUUGCCGAUCCCAAUUUGAUUGCUAACAGUGGGUCCGAAAAGAAUAUGCCUAUUGUAAUGACUACGGAACAAUUGGCCAAAUUGCAGGGAUUAAUUUAGAGAAGUUCAUUGGUCGUUGAGUUUUAAAGUGUUCCAAAAUCAAAUUAA
Messenger RNA from Drosophila willistoni, 953 nucleotides. RefSeq lists its product as uncharacterized. The record is from RefSeq and is a predicted model, not a curated record. Bases 57 to 905 code for a protein of 282 amino acids. The transcript is spliced from 3 exons. NCBI's taxonomy places the organism in Eukaryota, Metazoa, Arthropoda, Insecta, Diptera, Drosophilidae.